AUGAAGUGCGCGGCAUUGUUCGCGCUGCUGGCUUUCGCCAGUGCAGGUGAUCCCACAGCUGUUGAUUCCAUACGAUAUAAGUUUUUAAUUCUCGAGUCGCAAUUAUGGAAGAACGUCACGGACCCUGAGUGGACGCAGGGCGGCGUGGCUGGGGAUAUUGAACUAACAAAGGCUUUCGUGAGCUUCGAUGAGGAUAUUGCAUCCGUGCCCCGGACUCCACGCCCGCCACUCGACUCAUGGUUGUGGAUCAAGACCGUAGAGAGGCUGCAGAUCAUCGACGGGUUUUACAAGAGUUUCUUGGACUUUGUCCAUCGGCAAGUAAAGCCCGGGAUGGUGGCAGCACCGAGCCGUGAGUGGCUGGAUCUAGCAGAGAGCGUUCUAAUGGAUCCUAGUGCCUCCGUGUCGCAGGCCGUACGCAAGUUGCAUGAUUUGCUAGAACAUGGGGACAUGUUCCGCUCUGUAUUGCAGGAAAGACACCCCGAGGUCUGCGAACUCCAGCUUUCCCCACACCAGUUAAUUUAUGACAUGUAUAACACUAUAGCGCUUACUGAGAUCAAAGGUUACGCUAUGAUGCAGUUUUCUUGGAUGCUACUAAGGAUUUAUGGCAAAGGAAACUUUACACAAGAAGCGAGCUUAACAAGACAAAGGUAUACGGAGAGGACAGCCCGCACGGCAACUGCAGCAAAAGCGGCGCUCGCUAUGGCACAGCGAGAUCUUUACCGUUGCGACCCACCACAACACGUCAAAGGAGAAACAUACGAGGAAGUUACGCGACUGUUACAAGGGUACAUAGAAAACGAGGUAGACAUGAACCCGGAUAUGACGUGCAAAGAAAACUGUGCCUACUACACACUCUCUAAAAACUACGGCUGUUUCAAGGACAUGUUUUGUGCUAGUCAGCCCACCUGCAAGGGACGUAUAAUCAACUGCCAAUAUGUCGACUCCGAUAUGUGGGUCUGUCCGGCGUCUGCAAAAAGCACAAGACGCUAUGAAUGGAUAGAAUUUGAAAACGAACGCAAACUGGGCCGAAUGGGAUAUUGUAAGAGAGGAACCACAAAGGUGGACUCGUGGUGGCGCUGGCUUUUUUGGCACUGUUCUUACUGCAUGUGCCUUUGCGACGAGCCGGGUCCUAAGUCAGACCGCCACUUCAGUCUGUGGGAUGCCACCUCCGACGUUGACUCGUGGUGGAGAGUACCCUUCCACUGCUCCUACUGUUUCUGCCUUUGCGAAGACGUGGUGUCAAUUGCUGAACGCACGUUCAGUAUGCGUGAAGCGACAUCUAACAUCGAUUUAAACAAAGUGGUAACGGGACUUCGGUUGGUAAAGCACGGGCGGGUCUUCCACCUGCAGGUUAGCGAGGGCCGACUGGGAGAGCGUGGGGCGGUUACGCCCGGUGGCUGGGUGCCGUUCAAUAAGUUCGAUGUCGACGAUCCUGACGUCAGGGAGAAUGUCGACUACCACACACUCAGCUAUGAACGCCGCGCAGUCGAUCUGGACGAACUGGAUUCACCGUACGGGCACAUUAUGACUGGCGUCAGAUUCCGUAUGAUUGGAGCUCACUUGCACUUUGAGAUUCGUUCGACGCCAUUUAAUUACACAACGGGCCGACUGGCACCCGAACGGAGUCAGUGGAUCAGCAACGAUAACACCGACGGAACUGAACAUCCAAGAUCCCAAUUGCGCCUGGUGAACCCAGAUAUCCCAAUCUACAGCAACAGUCCGUUGCCCGUGGACUCUAAACAUGACCAAUACAUUGAAUUCACGAACAGUGAUUUCGACGCAGACGCAGCUCAAAGUACGGUUCCAUUCAUAGACAUACAGCCAGUAGAGCCCUUGAAAGGUGCGUCGUUAAUAAGCGGAGCUGGAAUGAUCCACCGUGGCACCCGCGGCUCGGGCGGGUUCAUCGCACCCAAACUGUUCACGUACGACUACUCUCGGCACGUCAAGGCUGAGCUGCCACCAGACUCCGACGACGGAGAGUCACCCGACUUCAUGCCUGUCGCGGCUUACUAG
Molecule: messenger RNA, 2013 nt
Organism: Pieris macdunnoughi
Lineage: Eukaryota; Metazoa; Arthropoda; Insecta; Lepidoptera; Pieridae
Source: the annotation of a GenBank genome assembly